This is a messenger RNA of Chlorella variabilis, 630 nucleotides long. RefSeq lists its product as hypothetical. NCBI's taxonomy places the organism in Eukaryota, Viridiplantae, Chlorophyta, Trebouxiophyceae, Chlorellales, Chlorellaceae. The transcript is spliced from 6 exons. Bases 1 to 630 code for a protein of 209 amino acids. The record is from RefSeq and is a predicted model, not a curated record.
AUGAAGGCUUUCACCCUGCCGCUGCUGGUCGUCUGCGCCCUCUUUGUUGCAUCCUCCUGCGCACGCCAGGAUGGCGAGGCCCAGCAACUGCUGCGGGAGAGCCUGAGGCACCUGCGCCCCGCGGGCCGCGCGCUGCAGCAGAGGGCCUACUCCUCUGCCUCUGGCGAGCAGACGGCCACCGCCGUUGCCAAAGCCACCCCCACCACCGCCUCCACCCAGCAGAGCGCCACAGGCGGGGCGGCGCAGGUGCUGGGCAUCUCGCAGGUGGGGGAUAAGGUGGACGUGUGCCAACGCGGCCCCGCCAACUCCGCCGCCUGCAAGACCCUCACCACCGCAGGCAAGCGGGCAGGGGCCGUAGGCACCCCGCAGCAGCACAGGUCCACCGGCUGUACCGACAUAGCCCCUGACACCGAGUUCACCUGCGCCGAGCAGGCCGGUUUCGGCAAGUGCGAUGCCGACUUCAUCUUCCUGGGCGCCUACUGCCUCAAGUCGUGUAACCGCUGCGGGGACGGCUGCUUCGACACCGCCCCCAGCGGCGCCAGCUGCGUCGCAUCCCAGUGCAACUCCACAGAGGUCACCGCCAGCCCCUACUGCCUCAAGACCUGCGGCCGCUGCUACGCGGCUGCCUAG